Closterium sp. Yama58-4 is the source of this 555-nucleotide messenger RNA. Lineage: Eukaryota; Viridiplantae; Streptophyta; Zygnematophyceae; Desmidiales; Closteriaceae. The record is from the annotation of a GenBank genome assembly.
AUGCCAUGGCGAGUUCGGGUCGGGUGGUACGACCAGCCAUUGCCUGCUGCUCCGCGGGAGCAGCAUCUGCGCGUUCCAGACGAGAAUAUCCGCCCGGCCGAGCUCGAUCGCUUCUCCCUGUCAACGGUGAUAGCGAGCGCGGCAGCAGCAGCGGGCGAGGGCACGGGCCCCAUGCAAGCGGGCCUCUCGUUCCUCCCUGGCGGCGCGCUCUCCUUGGUCCCCAUCGCCUGCCACUGCUACGCCCGCCCCUGCCGCCUCUCGCCCCACUCCCUGCUGCUCGCUCGUGCGCUCCGCAGCAACGCACUGCCGAUGCCGCUGCUAGCCUCCCAGCGAGAAGAGAAGAUGGGGAGCGGGAUGAAGCUCACGCAACUGGCCGCCCUGCCUGCUCGUGCUCUCAUCUCGGGGAUGAGUCUCACUGCUCUCCUUUACACACUCUCUGUCACUCUCACCCCACUCGCUGCUACGCACACUGGUCAUCUCCCAUCCGUCUCCCCUCCCUCCCACUCCCCUCUCACACUCUCUCCUGACCCACCUGUGUGUGUCAUUCCAUAUUGA